ACAAUGUCUGUCUUCAAUAGCUCUGCUCUAUACCCUCGCUUCCUCCUGACAGGCCUCUCAGGCCUCGAAAGCAGAUAUGGCUUGAUUUCCUUCCCCAUCUUCUUUGUUUAUGGCACCUCAGUUGCAGGAAACAUUACCAUCCUAUUUAUCAUCAGAACUGAGCCUUCCCUCCACCAACCAAUGUACUACUUUCUAUCAAUGCUGGCACUUACCGACCUGGGCCUAUCCAUCACAACCUUGCCUACCAUGUUCAGUGUGUUCUGGUUCCAUGCCAGGGAGAUCUCCUUCAAUGCUUGUCUGGUCCAGAUGUACUUCAUUCAUGUUUUCUCAAUUACUGAGUCAGCUGUGCUGUUGGCCAUGGCCUUCGACCGCUUUGUAGCAAUCCGAGAGCCCCUGCGUUGUGCAGCCAUUCUAACCGAUGGCGUAAUCAUUGGGAUUGGGUUGGCAAUUGCUGGAAGGGCCUUGGCUCUGGUCUUUCCAGCUUCCUUCCUCCUAAAGAGGCUUCAAUAUCAUCCUGUCAAUAUUCUCUCCUACCCCUUCUGCCUGCACCAGGACCUCAUAAAGACAACUGUAUCCACCCAUUGGGUUAGCAGCAUCUAUGGCCUUAUAGUGGUCAUUUGCUCCAUGGGACUUGAUUCAGUGCUCCUCCUUCUCUCCUACAUCCUCAUCCUCGGCACAGUGUUGAGUAUAGCCUCCAAGACAGAGAGGGUGAAAGCCCUCAAUACCUGUAUCUCCCACAUCUGUGCUGUGCUCACCUUCUAUACACCAAUGAUUGGGCUAUCUAUGAUCCGUCGCUAUGGGCAGAAUGCUUCUCCAAGUGUCCAUGUGCUCAUGGCCAAUGUCUACUUGCUGGUUCCACCCUUCAUGAACCCUAUUGUCUACAGUGUCAAAACCAAGCAGAUUCGUGACAGAAUCCUCAAGAAAUUCAAGCAACAGAAAGGUGAAAAAAAUCUCUACAACACAACUUUCCUCCUCCUGUCCUUUACAUUUAUGAGAAUAUUUCAUAUUAAUGUGGAAUUCUGA
This is a messenger RNA of Diceros bicornis minor, 1023 nucleotides long. RefSeq names its product olfactory receptor 51G2-like. The coding region runs from base 4 to 1023 and encodes 339 amino acids. Gene Ontology annotation, biological process: G protein-coupled receptor signaling pathway. Lineage: Eukaryota; Metazoa; Chordata; Mammalia; Perissodactyla; Rhinocerotidae. The record is from RefSeq and is a predicted model, not a curated record. The transcript has a single exon. Gene Ontology annotation, cellular component: membrane. Gene Ontology annotation, molecular function: G protein-coupled receptor activity; olfactory receptor activity.